AUGGUGCUGUUCAAGCGGAAGCCGUUCGCCCUCAUACCGCCUCCAGAGAACAUCUCGGACAAUGCUGAGGUCUUCGUGAUGAGGGGCACCGGUGAGGUGUUCACCGACUACGAGAAGUACUUGAAGAGAUAUGACUUCCUCAUCCAGGCAAGUGACUUUCAGCAACGAUAUUGUUGCCUGAUUGCUAACCCCAAGCAGAAGAAGUUUGUCGACGCUGUCAAUGGCAAGUCAGGCCUCAACUACUUUGACGCGUUAGAGUCUGAGAGCAAGAGCACGUCGGCGAUUGAGACCGUAUUUCCCGAAGUACUCCGCGAUCCAAUACUACGCAGAGUUCAAUUCUCGACGAUCUCGCGCAUCGACGACCUCGUCAACUGUGUGUACGAUGACUUCAAGCACAACUUUUUCCCGAAAGAAGAGGUGAUGGUGAUGGUCGAAGAUUUUCCUGAGCAUCGUCUCGGCGUCAUCCGAGAAAAGGCCAAAUUCCCGCAGAUCCUAAGUCAGAGUGGUGAAGUCCAGAGAGAGGCCUUCUGCCGUUACUUCGUACGCCUCUACUCAGCACCUAGAGAGGAGUACGUUUGCGACGACCUGGCUAUCCGCCGCGAUCGCAAGGUCUACAACAAGCAGAACGUGAGGGCCUUCCUCAAGCACACCCUCUUCCGCGAGCCCUGGAUCGGCGCCCCCUGGCUGGUCAGAGAGCACUUUGCCAUCAAGUACCGCCUUCCGAUGGACAUCCCGGUACACCUCCUUCAGGAAUCUCGCCUCCUCGCGAACAAGGUACAAACAUACCCGUCUUUCUUAUCAUAUCUUCAUCAAUUCUUCCCGGACUUGGCUAAUGCCUAUGCGCAGCAGCAAAUACUUCAGAACGACAAGCCGUCACGCAAGCGUACGAAGAAUUUCGAGCAGGAUGAGUUCAAUCGCAUGAGGCAUGCAGAGAUACAGCAUCAGCAGAUGCAGGAGGCCGCAAAUGGACAGCCCGGCACCCACCCUGGAAACAUGCAUGUCAACCCACCCCUCAACUCCUCGCGCACUGUUCCGAGACCCGCUGCGCCACCACCGAUCAAGUACCCUAUCGAGGACCUGGAGAUUCCGCCCAAGCGCAACGGUGUUGUGCGACCGCAACUGCAGUUCUUCACGGACGAGAUGGAGAACUACAUCAAGAGGGGCCGGCUCACGACGUUCGAAGACAUUGAGAUGGAGUCGAUGGGUAUGCUGCUGGAGGUCUGGAACACGCUGAAUGUGCAGUGUGAAGUUUAUGCCCUGGACAGCUUCACCUUUGAUGACUUCAUCGAUGCUAUGAGGUUUCGUUCUGAUGAGACAAAGUGUGUUCUGCUGGAUGAAGUUUUCUGCGCUACACUCAAGGUGCUGGUCGACGACAAGGGUGUUGUGAAUCUAUCAAAAGGUGCGAUGCCUGAGAUGAUCGCGGAGUCUGAAGACGAAGAUUCGGAGGAUCCUCAGGAUGAGAGCGAGCUGUCGACGCCACUACCGGACGCGCCUGCGAGGUCGACACGAAGCAGACUCAGCCAUGUCGACCCCUCGAAGAGUCCGACAGCGUUGGUCGAGAAGCUCCACCGCGGCUCCGAGAUGCUCGGUGACCGCAAGUGGUCCACUCGUAUCGGAGCACGAGACUUUCAAGAUGGCGGAUGGCAGGUUGCUCUGGCUGGUGUCUUAUUGCAGCUUUCACGUUCUGCCCGCUUCCAAGCCCGCUGCAACGACAUUCUCGCAUGGCUCGCCCCAACAGAUCAGCCUCCGACGCCGGAAACGGCUCGAGACCAGUUCGCAGUGAUGGACAUCAACCUCAGGAUCUCCGCCCUCCAAAUGAUCACGAUACUCUCGAUCGCCACGCCGACCAUGAAGAACUUCCUUGAGCAGUGCAGCGAUGACAUGACAGACGUUAGGAAGAGGAAGAUCGAGUACCAGCGAGAGAAGAAGGAAGCUACGGCGGAGCUCAUGAUCAAGGAUCGUGAGAGGAAGAUCCUGUUGCCUGCCAACAUGCCGGACUCACCACCUGCAGAAGCAUUGACGCCGGUCUCUGCCAACGACGGUACGCCUGAAGUGAUCGACGUCUCCAUGGCCGAUAGUUCCGACCCUGAAGACGAGGCACCAACAAGUGGCCGUGCUCUCCGUCGCGGCAACGACAGGAAGCGUAAGCGUGAUGAGGAGGCGCAGCGGGCUGCUGAAGAGAAGAGGAAGGCCGAGCUCGCCAAGCAGCACCCAAAGCAGUCGAAGGAGUUUAGGAAGCUGUUGGGAGAGAUCGAAGUCUUGAAGACCAAAAUCAUGGACUGCGAGGAGGCCAUUGCAGAGUGUGACGGCGACUUGCGUGAGGCCAACGUCCAGCGCACGAAGGUGCUUGGCAAGGAUCGCUUCUGCAAUCGCUACUACUGGUUCGAGCGCAACGGUCAGCCGUUCGGCGGUCUCCCCAAUUCAAGCACGGCAGCCUACGGCUACGCCAAUGGCCGCAUCUGGGUCCAAGGUCCUGACGAGAUGGAGCGUGAAGGCUUCGUCGAUCGCACUCCAGAAGAGCAGAAAGUCUACCAGCGCGUCUACGGCUGUACGGUUCCCGAGCGCCGCAAGUUGGAAGAAGGCGAGACGGUCCUCCUUUCCGCCAACGAGUGGGGCUACUACGACAACCCGGUCCUCCUCGACAACCUCAUCGGCUGGCUCGACGACCGCGGCGACCGCGAGAAGGCGCUGCGUCGCGAGCUCGUCCUUUGGCGCGACACGAUCGGCGAGUACAUGGACAAGCAGAAGAAGUUCAAGGACCUGGAGGCAGCGAAAAAGCUGGGCGCGGACGAGGAGCAGACCAGCAGGAUCUCGACGCGGACGAAGACGCAUGAGGGCUUGUCGCAGGCGAAGGAGAGGUGUUUGCGGUGGACGAACGGGCUGGCGAUUGAGCAGUUCGGACACUUGCAUUCGGAGCCGGCGAAGUCGAAGGCGAAGAUUAAGUUGAAGCAGCAGCAGUUGCCGAGGCAGAAGGGUGUCGCUACGGUGCCGUUGAAUCGGUAUGGGAAGCCGGUCACUAGGCAGGGGUGA
Messenger RNA from Saxophila tyrrhenica, 3030 nucleotides. RefSeq lists its product as uncharacterized. NCBI's taxonomy places the organism in Eukaryota, Fungi, Ascomycota, Dothideomycetes, Mycosphaerellales, Extremaceae. Gene Ontology annotation, biological process: subtelomeric heterochromatin formation. The record is from RefSeq and is a predicted model, not a curated record. The coding region runs from base 1 to 3030 and encodes 1009 amino acids. Gene Ontology annotation, cellular component: nucleus. The transcript is spliced from 7 exons.